Molecule: messenger RNA, 1169 nt
Organism: Athene cunicularia (burrowing owl)
Lineage: Eukaryota; Metazoa; Chordata; Aves; Strigiformes; Strigidae
Gene: TERF1
Product: telomeric repeat binding factor 1
Exons: 9
Biological process (GO): telomere maintenance
Cellular component (GO): chromosome, telomeric region; nucleus
Molecular function (GO): telomeric repeat DNA binding; protein homodimerization activity
Source: RefSeq, a predicted model, not a curated record
UUCGGGGAGGGCUGCUCGGCGGAGUUCCGGCGGUGGGGGAGCGUGGCGCAGGCUCUUAUUAACAGUGUCUCCAUAAUACCUACACAUACGAAAAAAGUGGUGUAUCUUUGUCAACUUUUGAUAAGAAUUGCAAAGGGAAAAAACCUUGAAUGCCAUUUUGAAAAUGAUGAAAGAAUUUCACCUUUGGAAUCUGCUCUGCUUUUCUGGACUUCACUUGAAAGGGAAGAAAAUAAACUAGAAAAGCUUCAUGAAGAUAUUCGUGUCUUGAUUCAAAUUCAGAUUGUAGCAGUCUAUAUGGAAAAUGGAUAUUUCAAGGAGGCUGCUGAAGUUCUUGAAAGGAUAUAUACGGACUCGGACUCCAAUAAGCCUUUAAGGAUGAAGCUGGCAGCUGUAAUUAGAAGCAAGGAUCCAUAUGUUCCCCUUCUCCAAAGCUUCAGUUACGAUCUUUUGAUAAGUAAAGUCAAGGCUUACAUUGAACUUUUCAUGAAAGAGAAUGAAACUAACUACUUAAUACAGGCAGCCACAAAACAGGUAGAGUCUAAUGGAUUGGGAGCAACAGCAUUGCAAAACAAAACUGUGAAUGUUGAAGAAAAUGACAAAAGUUAUUUGGAAACAAAACGAAGGCCUCAUUUAGGACAGAAACACAGAGAGAGAAGUGUUCUUCAGAGUCUGAACAGCUUGCAAAAUUUGGAAGCACAUGGAGAUGCUUUAGCUUCUGGACGAAGAAGACAGCGAUGGACUUACAAAGAAGACUUGGAACUGAAAUCAGGAAUAAGGAAGUUUGGAGUGGGUAACUGGGCUAAAAUUUUGGUCCAUGGUGACUUCAACAACCGAACUAGUGUCAUGUUAAAAGACCGGUGGAGGACACUGUGCAGGAUCAAAUAAGACUGAUUUGGAUUACAGAAAUUGACUCUUCUUGACCUUUCCCUACAUAAGGACCUAGUCUAGCUUUUCAGAAUAAUAAUUUGUUUUAGUCUCAAAGUGUCCGGCAGUGUUGCUGUCCUAAAACAUGAAACAGAAUAGCAAUAGGUAUAAAAUGUUCGUGUAAGCUCACUUGCUUGGGUAAUGAUGACUUAAAUGUAAAGCCUGACCUUUUAUACUCAUGCAAUAGAUGACCUAAUUUCUAAAACGUGAAAAUGCUUGCAGUGAUUUAAGAAAGGUCAGUUAUG